AUGCCCUCAGCAAUUGAAGACAUCCAACUACCAAAUCUGAGGAAGAAUACUAAGAAGGAUUUGGCAGAUACAAGUCGCUUCAAACCGCCAUUACUAAGGGACAACAGAUUUCUUGAGCCUCAAAAAGAUUCACAGGUUGUGAAAGCUGUUGAUGUAACCAGAGCAUUAAAUCCCCAACGCUCAUAUUCAGCAAAGAAGAGAAGAGCAACCAAGUAUGAUUAUAAAUUGAUAAGAGCAUACCUUACCUUGCUACUUCCCAACAAGAGAGCAAAGACCCUUUUCCCUCCUUGUUCUUUGAUCCUUCUCUAUUCUGCUACCCCCUUUCCCCUGAAACUGAACAAGAUGGAUGUUAACGAAGCUGAAGAAUGGGAUCUGGAAAUGCUACCAGAUGAAAGCAGGGUGGCACACAAGAACACUCUUAUCGGGAAGAUCUUCUCAGAAAGGCCAAUCAGCAAGCGCUCCAUGAUUGGGAUGAUCUGCUCAGCCUGGGUCAACUGCCACAAACCCAAAAUAUAG
Messenger RNA from Linum trigynum, 516 nucleotides. NCBI's taxonomy places the organism in Eukaryota, Viridiplantae, Streptophyta, Magnoliopsida, Malpighiales, Linaceae. The record is from the annotation of a GenBank genome assembly.